CUUCUUUUUCCAAAGGGCACUUUGGUGACUUCGACUGCCUGUACGCGCUGCCAUGAAUGGCAAAGAGCGGUCGGCAUGGUCUUCCAAGAUGCCCAAGGCUGUGGACUUCGAGGACGACCCCCCGGUAGCUCUGGACGACACUACACUGUUGGGUGCUGCACCCUCCCGUAGCGCGCCCCAGCUGCCACAGCGGGAGACGGUCUUCGGCUUUGGUGCAGCAAGGCGGCAUCUCUCAGAGCAGUUCCGCAACCUUGUGGACCAGCUGGUGGAGGUCCACCUCACUGAGCUGCAGCUGGAACGACGCCCGCCAGAACCUUUGGACGGUGGUCCAGGUGGGGCCAAGCCUCGGCGCUCGUCGAAAAUCGAAAAGAUUGAGCGAUCGGGAUCGCAGCUUCAUCUGCAAGAGGAGAGCCUCUGCCUUUGCGGAUGUCAUGACCAAGCAGCAUGAGAGUUUACCUCAAGUGCAUGCGAGCCAAAUCUUAGACAUUUGGCAGACUCACGAGGACGAAAUCAAUUCCAUGUUAUCCUUUGACGGCGAAUGGGUGGGCAGGACCAAUUCCAUGGAGAAGUUGGGCUGCGGCGGCAUGGUGGAGCUGGUGCAGUCGGUGAAAUAUGAGAUGCUCAUGGCCAUUUUCUUGUCUCUGAACAUCCUCUGGAUGGCUUUCGAGCUUCAAGUUUAUGGGACCAUGGCUGGAGAGGAUUUGAGAGCGGGCGGUCUGAUCGAUCGCAACUUAAAUGGCUGGGAAACAUGCUUCAUGGUUGGGGAGAUUGUCUUCACAGUGACCUUUGCGCUGGACGUCACCUUGCGCAUCAGCGUCCUUCGAUGUUACUUCUGGCGGUCACCGUUGAACUACAUCGAUCUCCUUGUUUCGGUCACGUCCGUUGCAGAGAUUGUAGUCUAUUACGCCAUCGACCUGCCUGUGAACUCCGUCUUCUUCAGGCUUUUGCGCAUUGGAAAGCUGGCACGAGCGAUACGAAUGUUUUCGAUGACCAGCGUCCUUGCAUCGCUGCAAUUGCUCAUCAAGUGCCUGGCUUCCAGCCGCGAUAUGCUCUUCUGGAGCUUCUGCUUGUUGACAUUGGUCCAGGGUGUGGCGUGUCUCAUCGUCAGCACACUUUGUCGGGAUUUCGUGGAAGACCCGACCUACACGCUGCCGGUGAGGGAGGAGGUCUACCAGUACUAUGGCACCUUCACUCGCAGUUUUCUCACGAUGUUUGAGAUCAUGUUUGCGAACUGGGGGCCACCAUGCCGAGUGUUGGUGGACAAUGUUUCGGAGUGGUUUUCAGCAUUCUUUCUCUUCUAUCGGUGUGUGCUAGGCUUUGCCGUUUUGAAUGUCGUGAACGCGGUCUUUGUCCAACAAACAAUGAAGACGGCCAGCUCGGACGAAGACCUUGCGUUCAAGCAAAAGCAAAAGGACAUGGCCACUUAUACCAAGAAGGUGAAGAAGCUCUUUUCAACCAUCGACUAUUCCGGGGAUGGUUCCAUCAACUUGGAAGAGUUCUCAAAGUUGGUGAAAUCGCCCAAGCUGCAGUUCUGGAUGAGCCAAUUAGAGUUAGAGUACCACGAUCUUCUCAGCCUUUUCGAAUUCCUGGACAAUGGAGACGGCGAGAUUACGCUCAUGGAGUUUAUUGACGGUGCCGUCCGGCUCCGUGGCAAUGCAAAAGCUCUGGAUGUCUGGCGCAUGGAGACAAAGUUGGAGGUCCUUAUGCAGGAGGUCCUCAAGGUGUUGAAUCCAGUGGAGCUGGGAGAGACCAGUGUUCAAGAUGUCUUCAACAACUCUUCGUUCAAGCACAUCAAGUGCACGACCGAACGAAUGAGGAACGAUGUCCAUCAAUCUGAGGCCGACCCUGAAGUGGAGAAAACGAAGACUAUGUGAGAACCAUUUCAAUUCGUUUGUGAGAACC
Durusdinium trenchii is the source of this 1902-nucleotide messenger RNA. Lineage: Eukaryota; Dinophyceae; Suessiales; Symbiodiniaceae. The record is from the annotation of a GenBank genome assembly.